UGUUUCUGCGCUAUGCUUCCAGUCUUUGUUUAUGUGACUCUAAAGACUCUGUUUUUUUCUUUCAAAAUCUGAAUGUUUCUUAUCUUCUGGGGCUUCCAUUGUGCUGAAUUAUGUGCUUGGUUGGAAUAUUUUUGUGGGUUGAGCUUAGUUUGUUGAAAUUUGAACUGGGUUGUCUUGUUUUGGCUCAAUGGUCUGCUGGGUGCAUGUAUUUUGCUGUUGAGUGUUUUGGUAACAACAUGAGGGUUUGAGAUGGUUCUGAAAUUUAUUGGUGUGUUUAGUUGUAAAUUUCAAGUGCAAUUGAUUCCUUAGAAGCCUAAAUUUUUUUGGUCUAUGGGAAACUAUCAGAGCAACACUCACUACAAGCUUGCAUAAAUUGACCAUAAGUAAAACAAUCAGCUUAGGUAAAUCAAUUUUUGGCUGAAAGGAUUUGUUACUUUCUUAGUGUUUGUACGACCCUAUGUUCUUUUCCUGUUUCUCAGUAAUCAGUAUAUAAUGGAGUGUGGUUGAGUUACAUACAUGUAAAGGAAUGCUAAGUUGGCUUUACAAAGAUGUAAUCUGACUCAGAGCUGUUACAUUAGUGGGAAAUUGUGUGGAAGUCUUCUCACGGGUGAUAAAGAGGGCAAAUUAAUGGCGUCCCAAGAACAACCCUUACAAACAAUUGAUAUGAGAUGUUUUACCCUCAAUGGAUAUUUAUCUGAUGCUAACUUGGCUCGUAUAUUCAUUCAUUUAAAUGGAAACCUAGCUUCACCUAUCGGCCGAGGUUGGAUAAAUGCCAAAUGGACCUUAUAUUUCAUUAAUUUUCUCAGAUCACAUGGAUCUUUGUAUAAAUGAAAAACUUAUUGUGUGUAUCGGAUACACAACAUGGCAUGCCUGCUUGGUGUAUCGAAUCCACCCAUAUUCUAACAGUGUACAAUCAUUAACACAGUAUAAUGGUUUCGGUUCAACAUUUUGGGCAUAGACAUUAAUGAUUGUACACUCAUUAUAAUAUGGGUGGAUUUAUACAUUGGUCGGCAUGCUACGUGGUGCAUAAGAUGCACACAAUAAUUUAUUGUGUAAAUGAAGUGAAGCAGUGAAAGUGCCCUACACUUGGAUUUCUUUCUUUUAGCAGUUUUUGUUUUGGUCGAGUUUCUUUUAGCAGUUUAGGUGUAUUAUUUUCUUCAAUCUGCUUAUUCCAAAAAAGAAAGCAGGAAGACAAAAGAAAGUACGAUCCUACCUUCUAUUAGUGUCUUCCUUAUUUCAUAUGGGAAUUAUAGCAGAAAACUACUCAUGUGUAUAACAACUAUUUUGAGCGAAUUUCUCGGAUUGUUUGGGUGUGAAGUAAAAUACUUCUAUUUUCCAUGGAAAAUAAAUUCAAAUGAAAGAUAGGGAAUUCCCGUAAGGCACUUGUGUGUUUUUUUCCUUCUGUAUGGAACCAUGGAAUAAUUGAUUAGAAAGUUGUUCACUUGAUUAAGGAACAUGAAUGAGAGUAAUAGACAGCUAAAUCAAGUUAGUUGAUUUUUGGCUGCGCUGUUUGAUGAUUACAGUGAUAAGGUAUAUUGUGUGAUUUGUCAGAUGACUAUCAGCUUGUGAUUAUGAUGGGACAGCUUUGGCUUGAAGCUGGUAAUCUAACACUAUUGCUACUGGAAAAAUCCAGGAAUUUGAUUUGGCCUUAGUACUGAUAUUAACCUGAUGCAAAUAGAGCUCUGCAGGUGUGUAAGCUAAAGGGUUUGUAUAUCUUUUAAGUUGGGUUCUUCCUUGCAUGGAAUCAAAGCUUAUUCUUGCUGGAAAUUACUAUGGAUUCUUAGUCAGUAGUUGAUCUAAGAAUAAAAGAGAGACAAUUUUGCUAGCUCUCUUAUUUCCAUUUUAUUCCUCUAAGGUUGGAUCAUAUGAUUUGAGACAAGUACGAAACAGUCAUUUGAUAAAAUGGGCAUUGUUGGGGUUUGCUUUAAUAUUUCAGAAUGCAAAAAUCAGAUGAAUUCAGAGGUUGACCUAUACCUACGAAAUAUACUGAGAUGCUAACAGUGCUGAUGAUAUGUGUUGUUGUAGUACGCUAAGGUGGUCUCAAUCAAUGAAUUGAUGUCAGAAAUUAGACAUAAUUCCUUUGUGCUUCCCUCAUCUUUCUGCUCCAACUCCUUUAUGAUCCAACUGUCCCUUCGUUUUAGGAUGAAAGGAUGAUAACUCAUUUUUAAGGUAGUGGGGGAAAUGGUUGAAAGUCUCACAUAGAUUUAACACCAGGCUGCUGCUCGGACACAAAUCAUCAAGGAAUUCAAAGUUUCAGCAAAAAUCGUGUAUUGCAACGGCCUCUGAGUCCACAAGGAACUGUCUAUGCCGUCCAAGAAUAUGACUUUGGAUAUAAUGGGGAAAUUUUUGUGACCAGAAUGGAUCCUCAGGCUUUUAUUAGGCUGUCAAUAAGCUCACUGGGAUUGAGGAUUCCUGGAACAGCGCUGAAGUCUGAAAAAUCUGGGAUUCAUGCAUUCUCUUCUCCAUAUUCGUGUGAAAUUCGCCUUCGAGGAUUCCCUAUGCAGACAGCGUCAGUCCCCUUAGUAUCCUCUUCUGAAGCUACACUUGAUUCUCAUACCAUUGCCUCAAGUUUUUACCUUGAAGAAUCAGAUAUUAAAGCGUUGCUGGAACCUGGGUGUUUCUACAGUCCUCAUGCCUUUCUGGAGAUUGCUAUUUUCACAGGGAAGAAGGGCUCCCACUGUGGUGUAGGGGUCAAAAGGCAGCAAAUUGGGACAUAUAAGCUGGAGGUUGGUCCUGAAUGGGGGGAAGGAAAGCCAGUGGUUCUCUUUAGUGGGUGGAUAGGUAUCGGAAAAAACAAGCAGGAGGGUGGAAAAUUGAGUGCCGAGCUUCAUUUGAGAGUAAGAUUAGAUCCUGAUCCAAGAUAUGUAUUCCAGUUUGACGAUGUCACAAAACUGAGUCCUCAGGUUGUGCAGCUUCAAGGCUCCAUUAAGCAGCCUAUUUUCAGUUGCAAGUUCAUCCGAGACAGGGUUCCCCAUGCGGAUCCACUAAGCACUUACUGGUCAGGUUCUGCUAACAAUACUGAUCUCGAAUCAGAGAGAAGAGAGAGAAAGGGAUGGAAGGUGACCAUACAUGAUCUCUCUGGCUCGGCUGUUGCAGCAGCCUUUAUAACAACUCCAUUUGUUCCAUCAACAGGUUGUGAUUGGGUUGCAAAGUCCAACCCAGGAGCUUGGAUGAUUGUUAGUCCUGAUCCUUGCAGGCCUGACAGUUGGCAGCCAUGGGGAAAGCUUGAGGCAUGGCGUGAGCGUGGCAUUAGAGACUCCGUUUGCUGCCGAUUUCGCCUUCUUUCUGAAUGCCAGGAGGCAGUGGAGCUCCUCCAGUCUGAAAUCCGCAUCAAUGCUGAAAAGGGUGGGGAGUUUUUCAUAGACACAGACAAACAGAUGCGAGCAGCAGCAGAGGCGGCGGCGGCCAGUCCAAUACCAAGCCCACAAAGCAGUGGAGACUUUGCAGGUUUAGGUCCAGUAGUAGGUGGUUUUGUCAUGAGCUGUAGAGUGCAAGGGGAGGGAAAGAGCAGCAAGCCAUUGGUACAACUAGCCAUGAGGCAUGUUACGUGCGUGGAGGACGCCGCCAUCUUCAUGGCUCUUGCAGCUGCUGUUGAUCUCAGCAUUGAGGCAUGUAGGCCCUUCCGCCGGAAGUUCAGGAAACCAUCCUUCCAUUCUUUAUGAAAAUUAAGAAAAUUCGAGUUAAAAAGAAUGGAGGUGAUUAGCAUCCCUGCACCCAAAACAGCUAUGUUUUUCUUGACUAAAGCAUAUGCAGAUGGUUUUAAGAUGUGUAUGUUGUUUACAACUCUCUCAAAACUUUCUAAUGAUAGCAUUAAGCCAAAGUGACGUCAUUAUACAUCGUUUAGACAGUAGUUUCUCAUGGUGUCAGAAACUUUCUAAUUUGAUAAAUACUAGCAAGUUGAUUAGAACU
Molecule: messenger RNA, 3909 nt
Organism: Prunus persica (peach)
Lineage: Eukaryota; Viridiplantae; Streptophyta; Magnoliopsida; Rosales; Rosaceae
Exons: 4
Coding region: 2358-3662 (434 amino acids)
Source: RefSeq, a predicted model, not a curated record